AUGUCAAACGGAAGGGGCGUGACAAACGGAAAGGUCAUACCCAAAGGGAAAGGAAUGGGGAACGUUCCUCUUCACAAUGGACAAACCCCAAAGGGCGUAACAGGCGGGUUAACCCACCAGGUUAACGUCCCAAUGGAACAGCUAGGUGAUCAAACGGAUAUGUUGAGCGGAAAACCGGACGGAACAACUGAACAAAUGGACGAAGCAACUAAUCGGCCAACUAAACCAACUCACCAAGUGGACCAACUAAUCAAUCCCCCCAACCAACUCCCCUCACUGAGCAAUAACUCCCCAAGUAAGGAGAACGAACAAAAAUCGAAACGAACAUCGAUCAGAAGAACAAGUCUCGAAAGGAAAAAAGUAAAACCAUCCUAUAGGAAUUCAGAAAAUUUACCCACUGAUGUGUAUUUUUAUCAAGGCUCCUAUGUAGCCAAUUGGUGGGAAACGCAACAGAAGAAACAAUUCAAAGUUCCUUUUAAAAUAUCAGAGCAUGGAAUAAUCAAAGCCAAAAAUCUGGCCAUCAUUUCCAGAAUCAUCAGAUCAUCCUCUGUGCAACAAGUCAAUUCCAUUUUAUCUCAAAUUGAGGAAACAGAAAAUAUCACAGACUUAAACUAUAGUGCCAUUGCUACAUUAGCGAGUAAAUAUAUUAAGGAAAAUUCGGAAGGAGGAGUAAUAUGA
Plasmodium knowlesi strain H is the source of this 678-nucleotide messenger RNA. RefSeq names its product AP2 domain transcription factor AP2-O4, putative. The transcript has a single exon. The record is from RefSeq and is a predicted model, not a curated record. Bases 1 to 678 code for a protein of 225 amino acids. Lineage: Eukaryota; Apicomplexa; Aconoidasida; Haemosporida; Plasmodiidae.